CCUCUCCCCUCUGUCCUCUCCCCACCCCCAGCUUCUUAAUCACCCAGCUUAACCCAUUCUGCACCGAAGGCUCGCAGAGUUGGAAGCUGCGGAGAAUUAACCCGUCUCCUGAAAUCCAAUAACAGUGCCACCAGUCCCACUGUGGGCUAAAGCUUCACACUUUUGCCAUAAGGCCCCCGGCCCCUCGCUAGCAGACAGGUAGGGGGAGUGCGAAUACUGCUGGAGCUCGGGAAACUGGUCCCGAGAAGGCUCCAUCCAGGAUCGCCACUACCGUGGAAGUGCGCCCGGAGCCCGGUCUUCCGCGGGAUGACAAUUAGCCAAAGAUUAUUUCUCUUUAUUCAGAAGCAUAAAGUUGUUUGCUGAUUGCAAGAAGAUGUUUCUUUGGCUCUUUCUGAUUUUGUCAGCCCUGAUUUCUUCGACAAAUGCAGACUCUGACAUAUCAGUGGAAAUUUGCAAUGUGUGUUCCUGCGUGUCAGUUGAGAAUGUGCUCUAUGUCAACUGUGAGAAGGUUUCAGUCUACAGACCAAAUCAGCUGAAACCGCCUUGGUCUAAUUUUUAUCACCUCAAUUUCCAAAACAAUUUUUUAAACAUCCUCUAUCCAAAUACAUUCUUGAAUUUUUCACACGCAGUAUCCCUGCAGCUGGGAAACAAUAAACUGCAAAACAUUGAGGGAGGGGCCUUUCUUGGGCUCAGUGCAUUAAAGCAGUUGCACUUGAACAACAAUGAAUUAAAGAUUCUCCGAGCUGACACUUUCCUUGGCAUAGAGAACUUGGAGUAUCUCCAGGCUGACUACAAUUUAAUCAAGUAUAUUGAACGAGGAGCCUUCAAUAAGCUCCACAAACUGAAAGUUCUCAUUCUUAAUGACAAUCUGAUUUCAUUCCUUCCUGACAAUAUUUUCCGAUUUGCAUCUCUGACCCAUCUGGAUAUACGAGGGAACCGAAUCCAGAAGCUCCCCUAUAUCGGAGUUCUGGAACACAUAGGCCGCGUUGUCGAAUUGCAACUAGAAGAUAACCCUUGGAACUGUAGCUGCGAUUUGUUGCCUUUAAAAGCUUGGCUGGAAAAUAUGCCCUAUAAUAUUUACAUAGGAGAAGCUAUCUGUGAAACUCCCAGUGACUUAUAUGGCAGGCUUCUCAAAGAAACCAACAAACAAGAACUAUGCCCCAUGGGCACGGGCAGUGACUUCGACGUCCGAAUCCUGCCCCCAUCUCAGCUGGAAAAUGGCUACACGACCCCCAAUGGUCACAGCACCCAAACAUCCUUACACAGAUUAGUGACCAAGCCACCAAAAACGACGAAUCCUUCCAAGAUCUCUGGAAUCGUGGCGGGCAAGGCCCUCUCCAACCGCAAUCUCAGUCAGAUCGUGUCCUACCAAACAAGAGUGCCCCCUCUGACCCCAUGCCCAGCGCUUUGCUUCUGCAAAACACACCCUUCCGAUUUGGGACUGAGCGUCAACUGCCAGGAGAAAAAUAUCCAGUCCCUGUCUGAACUGACCCCGAAGCCUCUGAAUGCCAAGAAGUUGCACGUCAAUGGCAAUGGCAUCAAGGACGUGCACGUCGCAGACUUCACCGAGUUCGAGGGGCUGGAUCUGCUCCACUUAGGGAGCAACCAGAUCACGGCCAUCCAGGGGAACGUGUUCCACAAUCUCACCAAUUUACGCAGACUGUACCUCAAUGGCAAUCAGAUCGAGAGACUGUAUCCCGAAAUCUUUUCAGGACUUCACAACCUGCAGUAUCUGUAUUUGGAAUACAAUUUGAUUAAGGAAAUCUUAGCGGGCACUUUUGACGCUAUGCCCAACCUGCAGUUACUGUAUCUAAACAAUAAUCUCCUGAAGAGCCUGCCCGUUUACAUUUUCUCCGGAGCCCCCCUGGCUAGACUGAACUUGAGGAACAACAAGUUCAUGUACCUCCCGGUCAGCGGGGUCCUGGAUCAGCUGCAGUCUCUUACCCAGAUUGACUUGGAGGGCAACCCGUGGGACUGUACCUGUGACCUGGUGGCCUUAAAGCUGUGGCUGGAGAAGCUGAACGACGGCAUCGUGGUGAAAGAACUGAAAUGUGAGACGCCGGUCCAGUUUGCCAACAUCGAACUGAAGUCCCUCAAAAAUGAGAUCUUGUGCCCCAAGCUCUUAAACAAGCCAUCGUCCCCCUUCACGAGUCCGGCGCCGGCCAUGUCAUUCACCACGCCGCUGGGGCCCAUCCGAAGUCCUCCUGGUGGCCCAGUGCCUCUGUCUAUUCUAAUCCUGAGUAUCUUAGUGGUCCUCAUUUUGACGGUGUUUGUGGCUUUCUGCCUCCUGGUGUUCGUGCUGAGACGGAACAAGAAGCCCACGGUGAAGCACGAAGGCCUGGGGAAUCCCGAGUGCAGCUCCAUGCAGUUGCAGCUGAGGAAGCAUGACCACAAAAGCAACAAAAAGGACGGGCUGGGCACAGAGGCCUUCAUCCCCCAGACCAUCGAGCAGAUGAGCAAGAGCCACACGUGUGGCUUGCAGGAGUCGGAGACCGGCUUCAUGUUCUCAGACCCCCCGGGACAGAAAGUCAUUAUGAGAAACGUUGCCGACAAGGAGAAAGAUUUAUUGCACGUGGAUACCAGGAAGAGACUGAGCACAAUUGAUGAGCUGGAUGAAUUGUUCCCAAGCAGGGAUUCCAAUGUGUUUAUCCAGAAUUUUCUCGAGAGCAAAAAGGAGUACAACAGCAUAGGUGUCAGUGGCUUCGAGAUCCGCUACCCAGAAAAACAACAAGACAAAAAACACAAGAAGUCCCUGAUAGGCGGCAACCACAGUAAAAUCGUGGUGGAGCAGAGGAAGAGCAGCGAGUACUUUGAACUGAAGGCCAAGCUGCAGAGUUCCCCUGACUACUUACAGGUCCUCGAGGAGCAAACGGCUUUGAACAAGAUCUAGGUCAUGUAAGCUCCCUGCAUACAGAGGACAUUUAUUUAAUGAUGAAAGUGCCUUGUGUUGACUUCUCACUUCCAAAUACUAUGUUAUCGAUAGGCAUAGAGGCAGGUGUUUCCAAGGGUGUCUCGUUAACUGUAGCUGCAAAGAUGUGUCCAUAGAAGCGAAUUUCCUUAAUAGAUUUUACUACAUAAAACCUAUACUGUGGAGUCCUGUGGGGAUACUGCAAACUCUAUUGCCAAAGGGAUGCUUUAUAUACAUAAUACACUGAAUUUAACCUCAAGAGGCAAAUCUGUUUUGUACCCCGAUGCAAAACCUUCGUCUCUUUGUGCUUUGUAAAGCAAACUCAAGAAAACUGGUACCAGUGUUAGUACCUCAGCUGGGUCCUUCAUCUUGCACGUAGAUUAAGUUGGUGGAACUGGAAUAAUCCUUUUGAUUUGUGGCAUUGUAACAACUCUGUGUAAAGAUUAUCCGAAAAGUAAAAAAAAAA
Molecule: messenger RNA, 3374 nt
Organism: Condylura cristata (star-nosed mole)
Lineage: Eukaryota; Metazoa; Chordata; Mammalia; Eulipotyphla; Talpidae
Gene: SLITRK4
Product: SLIT and NTRK-like family, member 4
Exons: 2
Coding region: 374-2890 (838 amino acids)
Biological process (GO): positive regulation of synapse assembly; regulation of presynapse assembly; axonogenesis
Cellular component (GO): glutamatergic synapse; membrane
Molecular function (GO): protein binding
Source: RefSeq, a predicted model, not a curated record